Messenger RNA from Theileria equi strain WA, 5481 nucleotides. RefSeq lists its product as hypothetical. The record is from RefSeq and is a predicted model, not a curated record. The transcript has a single exon. Lineage: Eukaryota; Apicomplexa; Aconoidasida; Piroplasmida; Theileriidae. The coding region runs from base 268 to 5481 and encodes 1737 amino acids.
CUAUCGCAGCAUCCGCUCACUAUACACUCACAUUUUGUAGGACAUGAAAAAACUAAUCAUAGUAGAGUGAUAGGAUAUAAUAUUGACCUUUUGGGGUCCUUCACUAUGUAUACACCCGUGGUUGAUACGACAUUGACGUUCAAAUAACGCGAAUUACAAAGUCAGAUCAAAGAAUCGCAUAGUUUUACACAUCGCUAUAUUAUAAGACACUAAUAUUACCGCAUAUCUGCUGAAAUAUCGACAAACAUUCCACACACUUGACAUAAAAUGUCAGACAAUGAGCUAUUCGGGGAGGCAGAUGCACGUAGCGAGGAUUCAUUCAUCGUAAACUCUGAGCCUUCCGUACACAGUGAAGAUGACGACUAUGAGUUUCUCUUUGGUACAAAUGUGGAGGAAACUGUAGACAAAAAGGUAAAAACAAGAGGCAAACGAGUUAAAGACCUGGAAAACCUCCUCAGAGAAAGAAAAGCAGCCUAUAAUGAUUUUGAAGGUACCGAAGAUGAAAUCAGAUAUACGGUAGAUGAAUUAGCAGAUCACUGGGAUAGGAGACAGGCCUUGGAAUCUGAGAUCCUUUCACUAUUCUCUAGUUUACUUACAAAGGAACAGAUUUCAGUUGAUUCUGUACAUACAGCUCACACACAAUCCAUGCAUUCGGUUUAUAAUGAAAACCACAUUGAUGGAGAAUCUAAUGUUCAUGAAGAGCUUGGCGGUUCCACCAGUUUUAAUCCUCCAGAAUCUUCAAGGUCAAACACACAGCAGACAACAGAUGCUGAUCCUGAAAGUAACCCAAAGGUUCCGACCGAAUCCAAUAGGAUUGUAGGAAAAUUGAUGAAACGUCUUAUUAAACAAACGUUUAGGGACAAGGCUCCAGAAGGCAGAUUUGGGUCAUAUUCCAAGGCAUCUGAUGUGGGAAAAGAAAAGGCGAACCAUGAGUUUAGGUUAAAUACUGUAACUUCUAUUGGAAAGGAUGCUUUACCGGCAUUGAGAGAUAUAAACACACUUUUGAAUAGGGAGCGUGGCAACGAUUAUGAAGAGUUGGAUGGAGUGCCAUUAUAUAAGCAUACAAGACCGGUUACCAUUUAUAUUUUCAUGAACAACUUUAUUUUAUCCCAUAUUUUGCCACUUUGCACACUACUUUCCAGAGGGGCGGUUUCAAAUCCUGAUAUAGACACCGAUGCUAUCUCAAAGGAGAUUAUAUACCUUUUAUAUCAAUUAUCACAACCACCUUCUGAGGCGUGGUAUAAGUACUGGGUAGAAGCAGAACAAGUCUACACAUCUUUGAAUGCAGCAGGAUCAAAAGAUGACAGUAUUUCAUCUGAAAUAAAGUGCAGGAUGAGAGUAAUUGAAGACUACAUUUAUGGAUUGGGUGUUUUGCGUAGUUCCAUAGUAUCAAACGAUAUUUGGUUCCUUGUUGGUGAGUUUCGAGUAAAAUUAGAGCACUUCAAAAGAGAAAAAUUUAGAACGCCCGCACAAACUGCACACAUGCAUGAGCUUAGAGAGCUGCAGGACAAGCUCUCAAAAGAAAGAGAUGAGUUGGUCCAAGAGAUGAAAGGUGAUGAAGAUGAAGAAGAGAAUGUAACACAUGGGAGAUUGCGUAAGGAUAGGAAUGUCAGAGACGCCAACAGAAAGAGACUGCAUGAGUUGAGAAAACAGUUGGUUAGGAUAAGUGGCGAAAUAGCUGAUGAGAAUGAAUCGGUAGCCAUUGCAGAAAAACAAACUUUACUCCAUAUUGCAACUGUGAGAAUACUUAUCGUCCAAAUAUUGACAAUCCCUGGUAAUGAUUUGCCAAUCCUUGUCAUUCUCAAUGAAUCUGGGCUUUUAUCUACCAUAAAAACGGAGAUCAUAGCAAGUUUUGAGUCAUGUAAGAGUGGAUUUAUAGUAUCGGAGGAUGGGAACGUGGAAUCCCAUGCUGCAUAUCUAUCCGAGACACAAAGGGCGACCCUCUGGGAGUAUGUUAGGCUUGUACACGCUAUAACAUCUUGUGUGUCCAUUUCCAGGAUUUUUGCUACUCCAUAUAUGCCAACAAAGCAGGGAAACAAAUCGGUAGAAUAUCAAACUGGUCGCACAUCUGGAACGCAAUCUAAGAUAUCAAACGAUGACCAAAAAAUAAUAGAACUUGCAAGAUUGAAUCCAAAAUUAGCCAGAAUGCGAAUUAGAGGCUCUACAUCCGAUAUUUCUACUUUCAAAAUAGAUGAGCAUGCAGGAAGAACUCGCAAAUUGUCAGACUAUGAUCGUCUCUUUAGGUUUCCUACUUCAGAACACACAAAUCCAUACUCCUCAUUUUUGAGUGACUCAAAUAGUACAUUUGGAAAAUAUGCACCUAUAUUUGCGGAAGGUGUGACUCCUGAAAACCUUAAAAAUUUGCAGUUGGAACUGCAGUCAUUAGUUGGCAUUGAUAUUGAUUUUGAGCACAUACAUUACAACCAGGAUGGUGUACAUGUAUACUAUGAACUAGGUCUUUUGUUAUCACUACUUUUCAGUGAUAUUUCAAGGGAAGCAGAGGACAGAUAUUCCUUACCAUGUGAUGUGGAAGUCUUGCUUGAUUUAAAAUCAUGGGUUAUUUCUUACUAUACUACACUAUAUUUGAAUGAAAACAAGAGAAGGGAUUCAAAGGGUUUAGAAAAACUUCCAGAGGCGUUUGUACUUUUGGCCUUGAGAAGAUAUGUUGGAAACGAAAAUUUGAUGCCAAAAGUAACGUGUAUGUAUAUUUGGCGUUUGAUUCGCAAGUCUGGAAUGAGAAAAUCUAGCAGCUUGGGGGCUGCCAGUGCACUCCGAAGUUUUUAUGCUGAUUUAAUGCUUGUCUUUUCAUUUUCAAAUUGUAUCAAUGAGCACGUCUUGGAUAUUCUUAAACAGCUAAUAUCUUCAUAUCUAACAAAUAAUAUAAAAUCUGCACUCUUUUGGAUUCUUAGAUUUUUCAAACCUCUUUCCCAUACAACACAAAUUUUCGUUUAUUCUCUCUCAAGCCUACACCUUCUUAGCAAGAUUGUGACUGUAAUGGGAAAUAUUUCUUAUACCGUGGAAAAAAGCCAAAAUCGGGCGAUAUCUUUAGACUAUGACGAUGACAGUGAUGAUUCCAUGGAUGGAGGGCUAACCAAACGAGUUGUUUUGAGUAAAAAUUCAAUAUUUUCUUCCAAACAUAUUUCCCAAGACGUAGAUUCUACACCAAAAGAUGUGAUACCUGAUAUCAUGUACAAUGGAAGAGUAAUUUAUAACUGUGUUUUUCUUCUUUCAAACUUUAGGAAUAAUGAUCCAUAUUUGAAUGAUUUACUCAUUACCCAUCUUGAAAUGCUUCCUCCAGGAUUACUCUAUGAUUUGAAGUAUUUUUACACAUUUAGAAAUAUUAUAAAGGACAGAAGGGUAUGGCAAAAUGCUCAUUGGAGAUGGAUUGGGGAAUUUUGUAUAUAUACAUUGGAGCGCUUUUUUGAUUCCUGGCUAAUGGAAGAAAAUUUCAAGGCACUUCCAAUUGAAUUGUUUUAUAACAAAGCAUCAACAGCUACAGUUGGUCCAUUUAGACCAUGUUCAAGAGAUCAUAUUUUACCUCUUUCAAACGGUUACAAAUCCUGUCAAAUACUUGGAUCACUUUUGAAAAAUCCAGACCUAUCAAUAUAUGAAGUUGCACGAGAAGUUAAAGGAAUGCCAAUGUCAUUAUGGACAAGAGAAGAUGACGCUACACUGUUAAAGUAUGCUUCACAAUUUUCCUUUUUGGAUGAUCCACAUACUUAUAUCGCAGAAUUGCUCGGUAGGCCAGUUAAAGAGGUAACAAGGAGAUUAUCUGAAUUGAAUGAACAAAUGAACAAGGAGGAUAAUAAUGAUGUAUUCGUUGAUGCAAGCACUCAAACAUUCAAGCUAAAGGAAGCGUGCAACAUAUUUUAUGUUCGGUAUCCGGAUAUUGCCUCUACAACCCUCUCUGAACUUCAUGAAAAUAUUUCUGAAUCUAUAGAAAUGAAGCGACUAGGUGGCUUGGACGCCAUUUGCGAAGUAAUGGAGCCAAUUUCAGCUUCUCAGGAUAUUCUAGAUUCCCCUGAAUUCCUAUCUAUACUUGCAUGCCUAAAGAUAGAAAACUGGAUUCUACCAUCUGAUUUGGAUCUCUUUGAACAAUUUUUAAAGGUUAUAAAGGAUCCAGAUUCAUAUAAUUCUGCAGAGAUACCACUGGAUAUGUCUGGAAUUAUGCAUGGACCUGCGGAUACUACUGUCUAUGAUAUUUAUAAGCCAAGCAAGUUCGAGGCUCUAAAGAUGAAUUUCACUAGUAGAGAUAUAGCUAGACUUAUUCUUGAUAUAAAAGAUGUUGCAACUAGCGCAAAGGAUGUACCAGAUCCUAUGACCUCUGUGGUAGAUCAAGAUUCUAUAGAUAUUUUGGAAAAAUCAAUGGAUACUUUAGAUAUAUUUGGUAAUGAUGCAGAAAAGGUAGACAAUCUAUCAAAGUUGUCUGAUGACUACAUUGAAAUUCUGCAAGAAAGUUUACGCCUGAUAGAUUCUGCUGUAAUCCUCGGAAGAUCAGAAAGCAUGUGUAAAAACCUUCCUCAGGAUAUUUUGUCGCUACAAAAACUUUCAGAUCUGCUAAACAUUGCAAAUGUGCGUAUUAAUCCACCGCUGCUCAUUUGUGAGUCUGUAGGAGAUGGAACAAUCGCAAAAGAUCGUCUUCAAAUGGCGGUAAACCUCUUUAAAUUACCUGAGCAAAGGUUGAGAGAUAUUUCCUCAUACGUUCCACAAGGUUUUGUUGUAGAUACACACCAAGCUCAGUCUACAGUUGAUACAGAUUUCCCAAUGGAUGAUGAGGCAACACUCGAUUUUUCAAAGGAUCCAUUUGAGAGUAAUAUAAUGGUUAACAGAACAAAGAAGAAGAGACUCAAAAAAUCAAGAACAGUUGAAAAUGAUGAAGCUGUAAAUAUGAAUGAACCAGAAAACAACACAUUGGAAAAGAUGCUACAAACUUACAGGAAAGGUCUAAAGUUUGGAAGGCUCAAGAAGCACAACAAGAUAGAUUUGGUACUUGGAAAUGUUCUAGAAAGAUUAUCAUCUGGGCUCUAUGAAAUGAAUGCAGCAGAAUUAAUGUCUCUAGGUAUGGACACUAGUCUCUUCAAGGACUUUGAUAAAUCCUUGACCAAUCUAAGCAACCUUGUCAAAUCUUCUGGUGCAACUGUAGAAUAUGUUGGCGAUAGACUUAUGUUUUCAUUCACACAUGAAUCAUCACAGGUACUCAAGGAUUAUUUGGGAGCUACAUUUAAGGAAACAGAUGUAUCAGUAUCAGUGCCCAAAAGAACACGAGUUAAAAAGAGAAGGAACAUUCCAACAAGGCUUGACAUUGGUGUUGGUGUACUUGAUGGUUUAGACCCAGUGGAAACAUUCAACUUUGACCCAUUCAAGAAUUUGGAAUCAUCCGUAGACCUAGUAUCGCAGCUGCAUAAGCAAUCAUUGGAACUUGCAGCACAGAAGCGACUCUAUAAUGGUAUUACCAGAGAAGCUCUACAAACAAUUUUAUAA